CUUUCAGUGUGACAGCGGUGAGCGUCUCAUUCACCUCCUGAUUUUGACUUUGAGAGGAGACUCAAAGUGAGAGGGAGCGGCUAAUAAGACAUAAAAAAAGUAAAGUAAAACCAUGUGCUGUACGGGGAAGUGUGCCCGUCUGGUGGGCCUGAUUCUGCUACCUUCAGCGUUCAUCUGCAUGAUCGCCAACCUGCUGCUGUUUCUUCCCCAACGGGGAAAGCCUGGAAAAUUAUCAGAUCUCCAUCAGGUCUGGCUCAUGGGGGGGCUCAUCGGAGGAGGCCUCUUUAUGCUGUGUCCGAGCUGCUCGGCUAUCAGGGCCGGGGGCAAGGGUUGCUGUGGAAAAGGUUGCUGCGGCAACCGUUGCCGGAUGCUGAACUCGGUGUUCUCCUCUGCGUUUGGCCUCGUUGGAGCGAUUUACUGCGUCAGUGUGGCCUCUGCAGGUCUGGCUAUUGGACCCAAGUGUCAGGUGGCCAACGGGGAAUGGGAAUACCCCUUUGAGGAUUUUGGCACUGGUAAUGGCAGCUACCUUGUAAACCAGACUCUGUGGUCGGUCUGCGAGAAGCCCGCCAACGCCGUCAUGUGGCACGUCGUGCUGUUCUCCAUCCUGCUGGCCAUGGGGGGGAUCCAGCUGGUGCUCUGCGGCAUCCAGGUGGUCAACGGCUGCUUGGGGUGCAUCUGCGGGGACUGUCGCAACAGCAAAGAUGAUGACAGUGGAUUGUGAAAGUGGAGAAGAUCGCCCGGAUGUAUCCGAACUGCAGAAGGACCAGGAAGGAUUUCAUUUGAUUCCCAGCGUUCAUAUUCUGGGACGCUUCUCUGCGAAUCAUGCAAAAGUUUUCUUUUGAUAGUCUUUUGUUUAACACAGAGGCUAUUCCUUCGAUGGCUAUUUUAAAAAUACCAAAGUCUUACUCCACAUUGUAUGAAUUUUAUUCUAGCACUUGGUUUGUGUAUUUUCUACAUUAAUUUUUGGUUGAAUUAUUCAUUAAUUACUGAAUGUAUAAGUCAUUUGCACACUUAAGACUCCACAAGGAACAUACAUGGAUUAUGCUUUAAUUGUAAAUAAUUGUCAGUUUUAAUUAGUAUUAUAUGUUUCUUAACAUAUUAUUUUUUGCUGUAUAUUAGGUGGAUGUGACAACACAGCAAACAUAAAAUAGGGCUGGUAAAAUUUGAGCAUCAAAUUCUUAAAUUUCCUGCAUUCUGGUGGAUUUUUAUGCACCAAUUUAUGGUGAAAAUGUCUUUAUGGUGUCAAAAUAAA
Molecule: messenger RNA, 1252 nt
Organism: Plectropomus leopardus (leopard coralgrouper)
Lineage: Eukaryota; Metazoa; Chordata; Actinopteri; Perciformes; Serranidae
Gene: tm4sf5
Product: transmembrane 4 L six family member 5
Cellular component (GO): membrane
Source: RefSeq, a predicted model, not a curated record